AUGCAAAACGCGGAGGUGCCAAGCGCCAGCAAUUCACACUGCUCUAACCUACUCAGCAGCAAUUUGAAACCGCAACAUAACUGGUUCACGGACUCAACGACUAACAAUUUCGCUCAUAGAGCUAAUGAAAAGUGAGAUUUACUGUUGAAAUAAAUAUAUAAUUUUCAUUUCAUUUUUUUCAGUAAUGUCGUCUAUACUGCUCCGAUUUCAGUUAGACCAAAAACUCGCGAACCACAAACUUUCACUGAUAACAGGUGAGCUUUAUCAAAAUCUAGUUUUGAAUGAACUAAUCUUGAUUUUUCAGAAUAUAUGUGAGCAACAUCCCAUUCUCGUUCAGAGAACAAGAUUUAGCAUCAAUGUUUUAUGUGUAUGGAAAAGUUUUGAGUGUUGAGAUUGUAACAAAUGACAGAGGAUCAAAAGGUUUCGGAUUCGUUACUUUGGAUUCAAUCGAAGCUUGCGAGAAAGCUCGCGCAGAUUUACACGAAUCGCAUGUUCAAGGAAGAAUCAUUGAAGUUCGUCGUGCUACUCCAACAAGAAGAAAGAUUACAAACACAACACAGAUGGAAGUUAUGCCACCUCCAAAACUUUGCGUUGAUCUUCGUGCACCACAUUCUUCAUGGCGAACUGAACCGUUCGAUGCAAAUGCCCCAACUUAUCAUCAAGCAUUUGUUACAACUUCACAACCUUUCCAAGCUAGACGACCAUUUGGAUUACUCAACGAAUCUAGAAAAUGUAUGAGACAUGCCGAUUUGAAAUUAUCAUUGAAUGGUGAUUAUUAUAUGAAAAAUGGUGAACCAACUACUGACAAUAGCCUUUUGAUGUGUAUUGGUGGAGGAGAUUGUAAAGGAAAUCAUCAGGUAAUUUUGAAGAAAAAAAUCAAUUGAUAAUUUUUUGCAAUGAUGAGAAUCAUGCUAAUCAUGAAAAAGCUUCGUUUGCUUUAUCCCAUGUUGCAAAAAACCAACUCUGAGCAAAAUUUCAAUUUCAGUUUUAAGAUGGUUUCAUGCAUUAGUUUCAGAAAGUUUUGAUUUUUUCAGAAUGAAGCUGUCAAUGUUUCUGCAUCUGAAGUUGAAUUCCCAGAAAUGUUCCAAAAUCAUAUUCAUGAUCAAAUAAAUUCAUUGCUUGAUACUUCAAAUAAUCAACCACGCCGUGCUGAUUCUGUUGGAUCAACUGGUGUCAGAACUUCGGAGAGUGAAACUGCUUCAGGUAAUUUCGAAGUAUCAUAAACUAAAAAAUCCUCGAAUUUUCCAGACGAUGAACAUAAUUCAUGGACACCAAACCGUAGUCCAGAUUUGCUUGCUUCACUUUAUGAGGGAUCAACAUCAUUCCACUAA
Molecule: messenger RNA, 1331 nt
Organism: Caenorhabditis angaria
Lineage: Eukaryota; Metazoa; Nematoda; Chromadorea; Rhabditida; Rhabditidae
Source: the annotation of a GenBank genome assembly